AUCAUCCAAAAUUUUCCGUUCUAACAAAAAAAAAACACACAAUUAAAGCAGCCACGAUGAGCGAACCCGAGACAUUAACAGUUGACGUCCCGCAAAGCCCCAGCAAGAUUGUGAGCACAGUUAAAACGCACGGUCCUGGUGAUGCCACAGUUAUAAGUAAAACCUACGUUAGAUUGCCUUUAACGACGUGCAGAGAUACCGAUGGGAGGAAAGACAGCAAACGCGAUUUAUCGUUCAAGGAGUUCGAUAAGACUAUAAUACAGCAAGAUCAUAAGCCGAAGCUUCCCGCGAUCAGUUCGAAAGCGGAGUGUUUCACCCCGAUGCCGUACAUGUUUCGAAUUCCGGCUCUUCAGACGGCCGGAGCGGCGCCAAUCUCGUUGAAGACGACGAAAUGUCCGCCGUUCUACAUACAGUUGGAUCACGCCAUCGCCGUUGUGUGGAGUCUGUUCUCGCACGAGGAGUACCGGAAACCCUUGGGGAUCAAUCAGCUGCAAUGGGCGUACGCGUUUCUGGACACCAUAAGGGAUUUCAAAGGCAAACACUCGCCUGACGUCGAGUACUGCUUGGAUGUCAUCUCCGACGAGCUGAUCGCUCAGUACGCCGAGCUCGCCGACGACGUGCAGUUCAUCAAGGAGUCGAAGGACAAGAAGAAGGUCACUUCUACGCCGGCCAAAAACGCUUCGAAAGGGUCCAAUCUGCAAGAGGAAUCGGGCACCAGCUGGAAGACCGCAUCCACCGGAUCGGUUAAAAACGAAAAGUCGGAUGUGAUGGUGAAGAGGGACGUUCCGUUUUCCAUCAAUUACAUGGACAUGAUUACGAGGACCCCGUCGAACAUUCAACUCGACAAUUCGAAGUCGUGCAAAUCGUGCGGCGCAGUUGGAACCGAAGCGAACGCGUCCAAAUCGAACAUGCUCAACUUCUUGUCGGAGUGGAGGAAGGAUCAGGUCAAGAAGAUUCACAUGGAGUUGGAUCGUCUUCAUUCGAUUGAAACGUACAUUGGAAACGCGAAUUCGGGCGUCGAACCCUACAUGGACGAGAAGGACAAGGAAAUGCACGUGCUGCUGGGUGAAAAGAUGAAGAGGAUGCAAUAG
Messenger RNA from Nicrophorus vespilloides, 1091 nucleotides. RefSeq lists its product as uncharacterized. The transcript is spliced from 4 exons. Lineage: Eukaryota; Metazoa; Arthropoda; Insecta; Coleoptera; Silphidae. Bases 57 to 1091 code for a protein of 344 amino acids. The record is from RefSeq and is a predicted model, not a curated record.